AUGGCAAAUGCUGCCUCAUCUUCCAUCAGCCAAACAGAACUCCUUGCUAUCCCAUUACAUCUAGUUCUUCCUUUGCCUUGCUCUGAAUCUGAAUGUUUGGGCAUAAACAGAGAACAUAUUCUUUGUCACGCGUCAUCAUAUGCAUUUCUGGUCUUAAUUGCCAAUAUUGAGGAAUAUGCACCUAUAGUUUACACGCCUACAGUUGGUCUCGUUUGCCAAAACUAUAGUGGAUUAUUUAGAAGGCCAAGGGGGAUGUAUUUCAGUGCUGAAGAUCGUGGAGAAAUGAUGUCUAUGGUUUAUAAUUGGCCAGCUGAGCAGGUUGAUAUGAUUGUUGUUACAGAUGGAAGCAGAAUAUUGGGUCUUGGAGAUCUCGGAGUUCAAGGUAUAGGAAUUGCAAUUGGGAAGCUGGAUUUGUAUGUCGCUGCUGCUGGAAUCAACCCUCAGAGGGUACUUCCUGUCAUGAUUGAUGUUGGAACUAACAAUGAAAAGCUUCUGAAUGACCCAUUGUAUUUGGGAUUGCAAGAACACCGCCUUGAUGGAGAGGAGUAUCUUGCAGUUAUUGACGAGUUCAUGGAGGCUGUGUUUACUCGUUGGCCACAUGUGAUUGUGCAGUUUGAAGAUUUUCAAAGUAAGUGGGCCUUCAAGCUAUUGCAGCGAUACAGGAACAUGUAUAGGAUGUUUAAUGAUGACGUUCAGGGAACCGCAGGAGUUGCAAUUGCUGGUCUAUUAGGAGCUGUGAGAGCACAAGGAAGGCCGAUGAUCGACUUUCCAAAGAUGAAGAUUGUUGUUGCUGGUGCUGGAAGUGCAGGAAUCGGGGUUCUCAAUGCUGCUAGGAAAACCAUGGCAAGGAUGUUAGGAGACACUGAUAUUGCUUUUGAAAGUGCCGGCAGUCAAUUCUGGGUGGUUGAUGCCAACGGCCUGAUCACUGAGGGGCGGGAAAAAAUUGAUCCAGAUGCCUUGCCAUUUGCAAGGAAGAUUAAAGAAGCUAACCGUCAAGGGCUGAGGGAAGGGGCAAGUCUUGUGGAAGUGGUGCGGCAAGUGAAGCCUGAUGUGCUUCUUGGUUUGUCUGCAGUUGGAGGCUUGUUCACGAAAGAGGUCUUAGAAGCCCUUAAAGAUUCAACUUCGACUAGACCAGCAGUCUUUGCUAUGUCAAACCCCACAAAAAACGCUGAAUGCACCCCUGACGAAGCGUUCUCCAUUGUUGGUGACAGCACUAUAUUUGCAAGUGGAAGCCCAUUUAAAGAUGUGGAUCUCGGAAAUGGUCAUAUAGGACAUUGCAACCAGGGAAAUAACAUGUACCUUUUUCCUGGGAUUGGACUUGGUACUCUUCUAUCUGGCUCUCGGAUCAUCUCGGAUGGCAUGCUACAGGCUGCAGCCGAGUGCUUAGCUGCAUAUAUGACCGACAAGGAGGUUCUCGAAGGGAUUAUAUUUCCUUCAAUAUCCAGCAUUCGUGAUAUAACAAAGCAGGUGGCUGCAGCUGUUAUCAAGGAAGCUAUAGAAGAAGACCUGGCAGAAGGAUACCGCGAAAUGGAUGCUCGAGAGCUCCGGAAACUUAGUCACGAGGACAUUGAGAGUUAUGUGGAGAACAAUAUGUGGAGUCCAGAAUACCCAGUUUUGGUCUACAAGGAGGAUUGAACACCUCUCUCCUGGCUAAACUAACAUUCUUCCCACGUCAUCUCGUUGAUGGUGAUCGGAUAAUUAAUGGAUCAGAUGCUUGUCAUAAUCUUUAUAUUGGAACAUGACCAUUGUGUGUUUGCUCGGAUCGAUUAUAAUCCCCAAGUUAUGGUGCGUUUAGUGAGUGUGUCAAUCGUUAUAUACUCCUUUUGUAUCAUGGGUUUUUCGGGUUUUGAACUCUGAAUUCCCUUAUCUGUCUUGUAAAAUUUAGUCAAAUUUUCUCAGAUUCUUUUAUUUCAAGUUUUAUAGACACCAUAUUUGAU
This is a messenger RNA of Ilex paraguariensis (yerba mate), 1937 nucleotides long. The record is from the annotation of a GenBank genome assembly. NCBI's taxonomy places the organism in Eukaryota, Viridiplantae, Streptophyta, Magnoliopsida, Aquifoliales, Aquifoliaceae.